AUGACUUCAAAGCUCCCCUGGGUGUGCUUCAUACUCGCUGCAUUAAUACCUUCAAUUACAUUUUCUCUUGAACUUGACCAGGAAAAGGUUCUUCUGGUUUCAUUUGAUGGAUUCCGUUGGGAUUACUUAUAUAGAGUUCCAACACCCCAUUUUCAUUAUGUUAUGAAAUAUGGUGUUCGUGUGAAGCAAGUUACUAACAUUUUCAUUACAAAGACCUACCCUAACCAUUAUACUUUGGUAACUGGCCUCUUUGCAGAGAAUCAUGGGAUUGUUGCCAAUGACAUGUUUGAUCCUAUUCUGAACAAAUCUUUCUCCUUGGAUAACAUGAAUAUUUACAAUUCUGAGUUUUGGGAAGAAGCAACACCAAUAUGGAUCACAAAUCAGAGGACAGGACAUACUAGUGGGGCGGCCAUGUGGCCUGGAACAGAUGUAGAAAUACAUAAGAGCUUUCCUACUCACUACAUGCCUUACAAUGAGUCAAUUUCAUUUGAAGAUAGAGUUGCCAAAAUUAUUGAAUGGUUUACAUCAGAGGAGCCCAUAAAUCUUGGUCUUCUCUAUUGGGAAGAGCCUGACGACACGGGCCACAAUUUGGGGCCUGACAGCCCGCUCAUGGGGCCUGUCAUUGCAGAUGUUGACAAGAAGUUAGGGUAUCUCAUACAGAUGCUGAAGAAAGCAGCGGUGUGGGACCGUCUGAACCUAAUCAUCACAAGUGACCAUGGAAUGAGCCAGUGUUCUGAGGGAAGGGUGAUAGAACUAGACCAGUAUCUGGCUAAAGACCACUACAGCCUGAUAGACCAGUCUCCAGUAGCAGCUAUCUUGCCAAAGGAAGGGAAGUUUGAUGAAGUCUAUGAAGCACUAGCUCAUGCGCAUCCUAAUCUUACUGUUUACAAAAAAGAAGAGAUUCCAGAACAAUGGCAUUAUAAAUACAACAGGAGAGUUCAGCCAAUCAUAGCAGUGGCUGAUGAAGGAUGGCACAUUGUGCAGAAUAAGUCAGAUGGCUUUCUGUUAGGCAACCAUGGUUAUGAUAAUGCAUUAGCAGAAAUGCACCCAAUCUUCUUAGCCCACGGGCCUGCCUUCAAAAAAAAUUUCAGCAAAGAAGCCAUGAACUCCACCGAUCUGUACCCACUUCUCUGCCACCUCCUCAAUAUCACUGCCAUGCCACACAAUGGAUCAUUCAGGAAUGUCCAGGAUCUGCUCAGUUCAACAACUCCAAGAGCAAUUCCUUACCCGCAGAGCACUACACUCCUCCAUGGUGGCGUCAAACCAAGAGAAUAUGAACAAAAGGAGUCAUAUGCUUAUUUCAUAGGGGUCUCUCUCGGUAGCAUUUUAGUUAUUGUAUUUUUUAUGAUCCUCGUUAAGCAUUUAAUUCGCAGUCAGAUCCCUGCCUUACCAGAUAUGCAGGCUGAAAUAGUUCAACCAUUGUUGCAGGCCUAAUGCUUCCUUGAAGUGGAGAUUGUAUAAUUAUGUCAGUAUUUAGAGGUUUCAGAUUCUAGGAAACCGGUUUCUGAUGUUUGCACAGACCAUUAGGCAGUUGCAUACAUACACAGGCACAGUGACAUACACACACACGGGUGGACCAAAAUAUACAUAUUUGCAGAGGAUUAACUAUGUGGAAAUGUGUUUGUGUUGUUCUUUCUAGUUUAGGGUAGAUAAGUUCCUGCCAUAUUUGGACUUGGCACGUAUAAUGUACAUAUUUAGCAACUUUGCACCACUCAAAGUAUCUUACGUAUUGCACUUUAAAUUAUGCUUCUGGUAAGUACUUUUAUGUACUUUAUUGACAGUUAUGUCUUAUAACUUGGUUGAAAAAGACAACCUUCUAUAUCCAUGUCACAGAAUCCUUGCUACCUAUUCUUUGAACUGAAUGAAAUUUCUAAUAAUUCCUAAAUAAUGUAGAAGUCUAUCUCAAAUUGGGAGAGCAAGAAGAAAGAACUGUUGAAAAUUAAACAUGACAUCCUUUGAACAUUGAAUUUCAGAGAGAUGCAUUCCUGACAGAAUGAUACAUCUGGCAUUCCUUGUCAGGUUUCUUUUUAAAGGUCAUGUCUUUUCAUUUUAUAUUUCAAAAUAGAUUGAAAUACAGGUUAAUUCUAACCAUGUUUUUUCUGUCAUAAAAUUCAUUAUUGCUACUUCCUGGUAAGUUAUUUUACUCUGAUUUUUGUAAUCAUGAAGACAUCAUGAAUAUGCAUUUCUUUCCUAUGUAAUCUAGCACUGAUCUGAACAGAAGAGAUUGGGCACCAUCUCAGCAGUGUUUUCUCUUAUAUAAUAUAGCUUCUUUGAAAACUAAAUCACUGUUGCAUUAAAAAUCUAAUUAGGUAAAAUAAUGUUUGUUUUCUUUCUGGUAAUAUGCAGUAACAGAGCAUAAGCCAUCUUUUAGAUUUGUGCAUUUGAAGAUAAUAGAGUUGCAAGAGAGCAGACUAUUGGGGAAAAUGUAGGCCGCCCAGUUCUUGAAAAGAGCUGUGUGGAGCGUGGGGGAAAGGGAAUUAGGCCAAUCGCGUUAGGUGCACGCAGUACCCAGAGCAGUGCUAAAAGAGUUCCUGAUGGCAAAAGCUAGAAGUAACUCUUAGAGGUAACAGGUACUGAAACGAGAGCUGAGCUUGUACCCUUGUUACAUGAAGUAUUUGUUCACUCACCAAGUACUCAGUGCAAUCAAAGGUGAAUUCAAGUUCACAAAGAGACUACCUCCUGGAUGGUUUUUUCAUCCACUUCGUCAUUGCUUCUCUCAUUCUAGCCACCUAAAGCUGCGCUUAGAUCCCCAGUAGGUUGGGGAAAGGGCAGUGUUACCUAUGUGUUUUAGAGGAAAGAACACCCUGGAAAGAAUAGCUUUCCUUAUAGAAAAAAGAAACCAGUUUAGAGAGGCAUGCCCAACAGGUAAUGCUAUGAUUUGGUGCAUUUUUAUGUGCCAGCUGGCCAAUAAGUUGGUAAAAUCGUACAUGAAUUCUAGAAAUAAAGGAUAAAUGAGAUGUAAAGUGUGUCAUUAAACUUAAGUACUUGCAAAA
This is a messenger RNA of Manis javanica (Malayan pangolin), 2993 nucleotides long. The record is from RefSeq and is a predicted model, not a curated record. Lineage: Eukaryota; Metazoa; Chordata; Mammalia; Pholidota; Manidae.